CCCAUAGAGAGUGUAAAUAGCCACUCUUGCUCGAAGUUUCGAAACUCAUCACUAAGGUGGAGCGUCCGUACAAGAAAAUGCGAGCCUUGUCGCAGCUUAUCAGUAAGAAGCUCUCUCGCUCUCUCUCCUCUGCUUCUUCAACUUCGUCGCCAUGCGAAACCCUAACCUCCUCUCUGAAAUCAUCAUCAUCAUCUUCUUCCUCUCGUUCCUGUUCUUCUCAUUCUUUUGCUUCGCGCUUGUCGUCAGACCUGAUAUCGCCUCUGCGCCGUGACGGGAGGAGCGUGAUUGGGUCGCCGUGGCGUGCCGUUCCGACAAGGGGAUUGAAAGUUAAUGGAACCAAUUUGAGAGCUGGAAAUGUUAUUGAGAAGAAAGAUCGAAUUUACGAGGUCUUGAAAGUUGAUCAUUCGCAUGAAGGAAGGGGGAAAGCUACCAUAAAGGUCGAGCUUCGUGAUGUUGAUUGUGGAAACAAGGUAAUCCAGCGAUUUGGUACAGAUGAAGCAGUUGAAAGUAUGAUUCAGAACUCAUUGUUUGUUGAGGUGAAAAGUUACAUUUAUAUGUGUACGGACCGUGAUGGCAAAAUGUUGUUGAUGGACCCUGAUACCCUUGAUCAGCUGGAAGUGCAUACAGACUUGUUUGGAAAGAAGGCCAAGUAUCUACAAGAUGACAUGAAGGUUAAAGUGGAGGUUUAUAACGGAAUUCCUUUAUCUGCAUCAGUUCCAAAGCACGCAACAUGCACUGUGAAGGAUGCACAGCCUCCCGUGAAGGGAAUUGGAGUGACGCCUAGGGAGAAAAUUGCCGUGCUGGAAAAUGGCCUCUCUAUCAAAGUACCAGCUCAUGUUGUUGUUGGUGACACUAUAGUUAUUGAUACUGAGGACGACUCCUAUGUUAAAAGGGGCAAGGCAUAAGACAAGGCGUUGCUUUAAUCUGACAAAAGGGUUGAGCCUCAGUUUUCCCAAUCGUCUAACUUGUUUAAUUUUUAAUUUCUUAUUGUUUCUCUUGAAAAAAUCUGAGGCGGAAGUUUGACAAUUUUGUAGAAUAGUAUGUUAUAGCAAAGAAAUAAAAAUAACAUAAAAGAAAGUACGAAGCAUACUUGCGAUGUUAUUUAUUAACACAUAAUCAAAUACCGUAUAUUAUUUUCUCGGUUUAAUA
Molecule: messenger RNA, 1149 nt
Organism: Morus notabilis
Lineage: Eukaryota; Viridiplantae; Streptophyta; Magnoliopsida; Rosales; Moraceae
Product: elongation factor P
Exons: 11
Coding region: 78-905 (275 amino acids)
Biological process (GO): translational elongation; peptide biosynthetic process
Cellular component (GO): cytoplasm
Molecular function (GO): translation elongation factor activity
Source: RefSeq, a predicted model, not a curated record